AUGCCCAAAUCCCUCAUAAUAGGCAUAUCUGGUCCGUCCUCGAGUGGCAAAACCACGCUCGCCCGCCUCCUGCGUGAUAUAUUCCCCAACACGUUUAUCCUCCACCAAGACGACUUUUAUAAGCCAGAGCCAGAAUUACCCGUUAAAAAUGGCCUGCUGGACUGGGAUAGCGCAGGCGCCCUGGACAUCUCUGCCAUGACCGAAGCCCUCUCUUAUAUCCGGCAGCAUGCUUCCUUUCCGCCAACCCUAGACUCCAAAGAAGACCAAAAUUCCGUCGGAAAAUGCCCGGUGCCUGAAUCGACCAUCACUGCCCUCAGGAGCAGAGUGUCUGACGCCCUGCCUUCUUCACACCCUCUGCGCGGCGAAAAUCUACGGCUGUGCCUUCUGGAUGGAUUUCUGCUGUACUCGCCCUCCAUGCAGGCCGUCCAUUCCCACCUUGAUCUCAAGCUGUUUGUGAGAGCGUCAUAUGCCAAGGCCAAAGCAAGAAGAGAGGCCCGUGAUGGGUACGUGACCAUUGAAGGGUUCUGGGCUGACCCCCCCGGGUAUGUGGACAAGAUUGUGUGGCCAAAUUAUGUCGAGGAACAUGCUUGGAUGUUUGAUGGGGGGGAUGUGGAAGGCACGUUUAACGCAGAUGUCUUGGAAAGUCAAGGCAUCAAGGCCCCGAAGGAGGCACCGGUAGAUGCUGAUCUGGAGUAUGUGUUGGGGUGGAUGGUGGAUGUGGUGAUUGAUGAACUGAGGAAGCACCUAUAG
This is a messenger RNA of Metarhizium brunneum ARSEF 3297, 750 nucleotides long. NCBI's taxonomy places the organism in Eukaryota, Fungi, Ascomycota, Sordariomycetes, Hypocreales, Clavicipitaceae. The record is from RefSeq and is a predicted model, not a curated record.